Drosophila ananassae is the source of this 1173-nucleotide messenger RNA. Its product is annotated as putative gustatory receptor 59d. Bases 1 to 1173 code for a protein of 390 amino acids. The record is from RefSeq and is a predicted model, not a curated record. Gene Ontology annotation, biological process: sensory perception of taste. The transcript is spliced from 2 exons. Lineage: Eukaryota; Metazoa; Arthropoda; Insecta; Diptera; Drosophilidae. Gene Ontology annotation, cellular component: membrane.
AUGGCUGGCCUGGUCGAAUGGUGCCUGUACGUCUGCUACAAGUACGGACGGUUCACCGGCGUCAUAAACUUUGAGUACGACAUGAAGGCGCGCCGAGCCCGGGCCACAAAGCGAACCACAGUGUGGGCUGCCGUUUCGCACUUCACCAUGUUCCUGAUGCUGCUGCUGCAAAUACUGAAACGGCAAUCGAUCGGCAGCAUGUGGGCCGGAGCCAACUCCAUGACCGCAUAUGUUUUCAUGGUAAUCGCCAUCGUCAGGAUCUGCUGCGUCUUCCUGGCUCUGGUCAGUCGCUGGUGUCACCGCCGCCGGUUCAUGGAGCUCUUCACGGAGUACAUGAACCUGAGCCUCUUGCACCCGGAGAUACUCCAGUACUGCCGCCGGUCCAUCGUCAACAAGUUCUUCGCGGCCCUCAUGGCCGAGACCCUGCAGAUGGUGGUCGUCUUCUUGGUUCUGCGCCGGAGGCUAACGAUCGUCGGGGCCGUGGGAGUCUGGUCCAUGAUGGUCUUGACAGCCAUAAUCAAUGUGAUCAUCACACAGUUUUUCAUCGCGCUGGCCCACGUUCGGGGCCGCUGCAGCCUCCUGAACAAGGAGCUCCGGGCCGUGGUCAACGAAGUGCAGUCCCUCGUACCCAAUCGGAAGGGAGUCUAUAUGAUCAGGUGCUGCCGCCUGGCCGAUCGCCUGGAGGAGAUAGCCCAGGCCCAGUCCGAACUGCACGCCCUGACGGAGAAGCUGGCGGAGACCUACCAAGUGCAGAUCCUCUGCAUGAUCCUCACCUACUACAUGACCGUUGUGGGCAACGUAUACCUUCUCUUCAGCAUCAACAAGUACCAGGCCUUUGCGGAUCUCCUUAACAUCUACAUCGGAGGCUUGGGAGUAGCUUUUCUGGUAUUCUACCAUCUGGAUUCUUGGCUCAACGGCCUCAACGUUAUGUACUUGCUGGACGCCCAUGCGGAGAUGAUUCGACUCCUCCAGCAGCGAACCACCUUUCAGCCUGGCUUGGAUCAGCGAUUGGAAACUGUGUUUGAAAACUUUACUCUGAACUUGGCCCGAAAUCCUUUCAAGCUGCGGGUUUUCGGGAUGUUCGAAAUGGAUUACGCCUCUCUGUUUGCCCUGGGAGGUUCCAUGCUAACACACUCCAUACUCCUAAUUCAAUAUGACCUCCAGAACUUUUAA